Messenger RNA from Impatiens glandulifera, 924 nucleotides. RefSeq names its product glutamyl-tRNA reductase-binding protein, chloroplastic. The transcript is spliced from 10 exons. NCBI's taxonomy places the organism in Eukaryota, Viridiplantae, Streptophyta, Magnoliopsida, Ericales, Balsaminaceae. The record is from RefSeq and is a predicted model, not a curated record. Bases 34 to 786 code for a protein of 250 amino acids.
CUUUAAAGUGAGGUGGAUUUAUGAGGUUUUGAAAUGCAGGAGAAGGCUGCUCAGCUGCCCCCAGUUGAACAAGUUCGAACAUUCCUUGCCUAUAGCUCACGUGGGACGCUCUCUACUUUCUCAAAGGCGCAUGAAGGCUACCCAUCCGGGUCUAUGGUUGAUUUUGCUUGCGAUGCUGAUGGUUAUCCAAUAUUAGCAGUUAGCAGUCUAGCAGUUCACACCAAGGAUCUUUUAGCAAAUCCCAAGUGUUCUUUGCUUGUUGCUAGAGACCCGGAGGAUAGGACAGAUUUAAUUGUAACCAUUCAUGGUGAUGCUAUUUCUGUUCCAGAAAGUGACCGUGAUGCAGUCCGUACAGCAUACUUGGCUAAGCAUCCAAGUGCCUUUUGGGUUGACUUUGGCGACUUCCAAUUUCUGCGUAUUGAACCAAAAGUUGUACGUUAUGUAUCUGGUGUUGCUACAGCUAUUUUAGGCUCUGGAGAGUUCAGCAAAGCUGAAUACAGCUUAGCACAAGUGGACCCAAUUCACAAGUUCUCUAAGCCUAUUGCGUCCCACAUGAAUAAAGAUCACGAAGACGAGACAAAGCUCAUUGUACACCAUGUGACAUCCAUUCCAGUGGAUCUUGCUCUCAUAUUGGAUGUUGACAGUCUUGGUUUCAAUGUUAAGGCUGGCUAUAAAGGAGAGAAUUUUAAGCUGCGAAUCCCUUUCCCGAGACAGGCGGCAGAUAGAAAGGAUGUAAAAAAUUUAAUAGUUGAGAUGCUUGAAGCAGCAAGGAGCAAAAGAAAUUGAUUGUCACUUGACAAGGUUGUCUUCUCUAUUCGUAAUUUUACAUAUUUCAUGCAAGAAAAAAUGUAGAAUUACUGUAAACUAGAAGUAUUAUUUCAUAUGUUUUUGUUAUAGGCAAGACUAACCAAAUACCAAUUUAUA